Messenger RNA from Lotus japonicus, 1139 nucleotides. Its product is annotated as protein trichome birefringence-like 43. NCBI's taxonomy places the organism in Eukaryota, Viridiplantae, Streptophyta, Magnoliopsida, Fabales, Fabaceae. The record is from RefSeq and is a predicted model, not a curated record. Gene Ontology annotation, molecular function: O-acetyltransferase activity. The coding region runs from base 10 to 1083 and encodes 357 amino acids. Gene Ontology annotation, cellular component: Golgi apparatus. The transcript has 5 exons.
UCCUCCACCAUGAGGUCUUUCACCAUAUGUGUUGUGUUGUUUCUUGCCCUUCUCAUUCAGAUACAUGGAAAGGAUGAUGAUCUUAACCCAGGGUUUGGAAAGAUUGGUUGUAAUUUGUUUGACGGGAAAUGGGUUUAUGAUGAAUCAUAUCCUCUUUAUCAAGCCUCAUCCUGUCCCUUUAUUGAGUCCAAGGAGUUUGAUUGCAUAAAGAAUGGAAGGCCAGACAAAUUCUACCUAAAGUAUAGAUGGCAACCCACAGGGUGCAACUUACCAAAAUUCAAUGGUGCAGAUUUCUUAAACAGAUAUAAAGGGAAGAGUAUCAUGUUUGUGGGAGACUCCUUGAGUUUGAAUCAAUGGCAAUCACUCACUUGCAUGCUCCACACAGCUGUGCCACAAGCUCAAUUUACCUUAGUCCGGGACGGAGGUGUCUCCAUUUUCACCUUCACGGACUAUAAUGUAAAGUUGAUGUUUCAACGCAAUGCAUAUUUGGUGGACAUAGUUGGUGAAAAAAUUGGUAGAGUGAUGAAACUAGAUUUUCUUUAUGAAACGGAAACUUGGAAAGACAAGGAUGUAUUGAUAUUUGACUCUUGGCAUUGGUGGCUUCACUCAGGAAGAAAACAAUCAUGGGAUUUCAUUCAAGAAGGGAAUAAACCAUUAGUCAAAGACAUGGAUCGGUUGGUGUUAUAUGAGAAAGCAUUGAACACAUGGGCAAAAUGGAUUAAUUUUAAUGUUAAUCCUGCCAAAACAAGGGUAUUCUUCCAAGGAGUUUCUCCAGAUCAUGCAAAUGGAAGGGAUUGGGGAGCCCUAGGAGCAAACGCAUCUUGUGUAGGGGAAACAAGGCCAUUUUUUGGAUUGAAGUAUCCAGCAGGUCCACACCCAGCAGAGUUGGUACUAGAGAGAGUGUUGGGAACAGUAAAAAAGCCAGUGACUUUGCUUGACAUUACUACCCUGUCACAGCUGAGGAAAGAUGGCCACCCCUCUUUUUAUGGGUUUGGAGGGCAUUUGGCAAGUGAUUGCAGCCACUGGUGCUUACCUGGUGUUCCUGAUACCUGGAACGAGCUUUUAUAUGCCAGUCUGAUUUAAAGUUAAUUGUUUAUUUAUUCUUGAAAUGUGUCCCUAGCAAAUAUGUAUUAUUUCAA